AGGUUGCCGCGCCGGGGCUCGCAGGUCCGUGCACGGCUCCCGGCGCCGCCUGGAGCGGAGGCGGGGCGUGGGGGCCGGAGCUCGGGCGCCCUCCGCGGGGAGCGCCCGGACUCCUCUCCUGCGGCGGCCUCGAGCCCCGGGCUUCCACUCCCUCCGGGGCUCCCCCCGGCUCCCAGGGGUGUGGCUCCUUCCAGGGAGCCCCUGAAUGUGUCCCCUGGGGCCGCCAGCAGGCUCCGCGUCGGCCGUCGCGAUCCUCGGGAGGACCCGGCGGGGCUGCGCAGGGCCGCGGCCCCGGGACGACCCGCUCCGGUCCCGGACACACAGCCGGGAGGAUCCGCCCUCGCGUGCGCUGCUGCAAACACUGAUCCGCCGUGCAAGUGUAGGCAGCUCGACACUUUGCGGAACGUGCUUCUGGUGCAUCUGUUUUCUUUUGCCUUUGUGGUGUGUGCGGUCCUGUCGGUUUGUUUUGCGCCCGUCCGGGUUCACGGGGUCGUCUGUGCACUGCCGGCCCUGCACCCUCGCGGCGCCCGCUGAGCCUGCCCACCCGUCUUGGGUGCUUCAAACCCGGGCAGAAUGAGAGAUUGUCAAUGAAGAGAUUGACACAUGUUCAUGGUUCUCAUUAAAGAAGCUUCAUGUAAGUGACAAAGGACACCUGAUCCCCUGCUGCCUUUGUUGGAAAACGAAGAAGUUUUGUUGUGCUGAUUUAACUGCCUGCAAUAUUUGCUGAUACGAUCAUAAAAAAAAAAAAAAAAAUGCUGAUUCUGUCCUUUUUAACCCCUGUGUGAAACUGACUUUUAACAUACUUGUGCAUUCUUUGAUCCUCCAUAAAGAUGUCUGAACCUGACUCUUCAUCUGUAUUUUCGGGUAACGUGGAGAAUGGAACUUUCCUUGAGCUAUUUCCCACAUCCCUCUCCACAUCAGUGGACCCUUCCUCAGGCCACCUGUCUAAUGUCUACAUCUAUGUGUCCAUAUUCCUCAGCCUUUUAGCAUUUCUGCUUCUGCUUUUAAUCAUUGCCCUCCAGAGGCUCAAAAAUAUCAUCUCCUCCAGCUCCUCCUACCCGGAGUAUCCAAGCGAUGCUGGAAGUUCUUUCACCAACUUGGAAGUCUGUAGUAUUUCCUCUCAAAGGUCCACUUUCUCAAACCUUUCCUCAUGAAGAUGACGGAAGAAUUCCUGAAUGCUGCAGCAGCCUAGGUUUUCCCUUGCAGGAAGUGUCAUAUCAAGCAGUUGCUUCAUGAAAGAAAUAACCCCUUUCUUUUCCAACCAAUUAGAGCUAUUUCUUCUCCUCCACCCCUCAUUUCUUGUUCCAUUCAUGAUGCUUUUCAUUUGUGAAUGUAGGAGUUGAUGCGGACUCAGAGAUAUGUGUGCAAACCUCAAGGGGCAGAAUUUCACACAAACCACUUGACAAAUCGGAGUGGACCUCUUCAAGGUGGAUCAGUUCAUUUCACUCUGCUGGACGCUUGAGGUAGAACUCAUCUGAGGCAGCCUCACAGUCAGUGCUGAAUAUGGACUCUUGUGCUUCAUUUCUCUUACAAAACCGUGACACCAACCAAGCUAGCAGAAACUGGCAAAAUUAAGUCUGAUCUCCUUAGAAGAUAGUCUCCAUAUUUAAAAGAUAAAGUGGCAACACCAAAUUAAAAAAAAAAAAGGAGUCAAUUUAGAUUUAAUAUAUAAUAUUCCUAAAACCGGAGGCAAAAUAUGCUAAAUGUUUUAUUUUCAAUAUAAAAAAUGAAAAUCACAUUUAUUGAUGAAUUAAGUCAUCAUGGAAAAGUUUUGGAAGAGUUUAACUUUUAAUAGCAAGGCAAAUAUGUGUUAUGAUGCAGUCUGUGAUGUAUUUUUGCCUCUUGAGGUUUUUUUUCCUACUUAUAGUCAUAAUACCCCUACAGUUGUAUAAUUCUUUGUGAUAAUUGCUGUUACUAAGAGAAACACCCUAAGAGACACCAAGGAGUUUUAUUAUAUCUAUACUUUCCAUUAGUGGAAAUUAAGCAUAUGGAAAAUAUUCACUUAGUUCUGUUUUCUGCAGUGAUAACUCCUAGCAGUCAUGUAAGCAUGUUCCUUUAUUCAGUUUCAUAGUCUUUAUAAUUUUAGUGCAGAAUUCUGUUAAGGCUCCCAGAUGUUAGAUGUUUGUUCACUCAUUAGGUUGCCAAACUUAAUUGACUAAAUUACUAAUAUACAUGUUAUUAUAUACUCCAUGAAUGUUACAUGUCUCUGAUAAUUAGUUGUUCUAUGUCAGCAUAAGACUUUGCAUUAGAAUUCUAGGAUGUAGGUUUUUAUUAAAAAUCAUAGACAGUCAAGUUAUAUCACUGCUGGGAGCUUAGUGAUCCUGGGAGCCACCAUACUGUGGUCGCCCACGCACUGAGCUUGGGGGCUUUGUCCAUGAAAUGAAGCAUAUAUGUGAGCACAGACUUGGAAUAUGGAAGAAAUCAAGCUUCCCCUAAAAACAAAACAAAGCAAAUAAACUACAGCUUCUUCAGAGUAAGAAUUUUAAUUUAAUUUUAAAAAUAAAUGGCCCACAGCAUAAACACUGAACUUCGUCAGCCUACAGAGCCCACUGCAUCACUAUGCCCUGUUUUCCCAUGGCAACUGGAUCAUUCUUGUUCAAAACAUUUUCUAAUCUUAAGUAGUGGAGCUUCAGUACACCCUGUGGAUUGACUGUGCAGGUGAUACUCUCUAGUAACUCAAACAGAAUAAAGAAUUCAACAUUUUUACAAGGUAUAUCUUUGUCAGGCUAACAUGCUAAGAGAGAUGAGGACUGGUAAUGAGGAUCCAAAGGUUUCUUUUUCUUAAUCCAGAAGCUUCACUUAAAUCAGACCACUUAUAUCAAAAAUGUCCCCAGACACUAUAAGACCUGCACAGAGUUAACUGCCCUAAAACGUGUAAUUAGUGAAAAAUUUGCCUUUGCUGCCAUUUAAAGUAUGGCACUACGUUGCAGUGUUAUGUAGUAUAAAUGCUGGACUAGAAGAACUCCACUAUUUUAGAUCAUUAUCAGCAGUGUCUCAAUGUGUGUGUGUGUGUGUGUGUGUGUGUGUGUAUGUGUAUGUACUAAUGUAUAUAUAUUUUUCACACACUCCCAAUUAAAAGUUGUGUGAAAGCUACAGAAUUACAGAGGCAUCUGUGUUAUCACUUUUGCUUUUUGAUUAAUAAUUUUGCGCUAUUUUGGUUAUUAAGGAAGAAAGGAUAUGGAUGCAGUGAUUUAAAAAAUAAUAAUAAAGGAACAAGUUUGCCACACAAUAGGACAAUCUGAGUAUUAUCUGUUCUAAGGGGUAACUUUAUACUCUUUCCUUCUGAAAGUAAAACUGCUUUUUAAAAACUGCAGGCAUACCCCCCCCCCACUGCCACAAUGGUUCUUGCUCUCCCCCCACUGCCGCAAUGGUUCUUGCUCUCCAGGUUAAGUAAUGUAAUUAGAAGCAACAUUCAUGAAUAAAAAUUAGGACUUGUCAGGUUGACCGAGAUAAAAGAUUGUACAGUUUGAGAUGAAUUUAUGUUGUCUAAGAAGUUCAGAAAGGU
Nyctereutes procyonoides (raccoon dog) is the source of this 3505-nucleotide messenger RNA. It is a transcript of the gene SERTM1, whose product is annotated as serine rich and transmembrane domain containing 1. The record is from RefSeq and is a predicted model, not a curated record. Lineage: Eukaryota; Metazoa; Chordata; Mammalia; Carnivora; Canidae. The transcript is spliced from 3 exons. Bases 831 to 1154 code for a protein of 107 amino acids. Gene Ontology annotation, cellular component: intracellular membrane-bounded organelle.